Rhizopus microsporus ATCC 52813 is the source of this 1091-nucleotide messenger RNA. RefSeq names its product family 3 O-methyltransferase. Lineage: Eukaryota; Fungi; Mucoromycota; Mucoromycetes; Mucorales; Rhizopodaceae. The transcript has a single exon. Gene Ontology annotation, molecular function: O-methyltransferase activity; S-adenosylmethionine-dependent methyltransferase activity. The record is from RefSeq and is a predicted model, not a curated record. The coding region runs from base 91 to 771 and encodes 226 amino acids.
CUCAUCUUUGAUUGAACCCAAGACCAAGCUAAGCAUAAGUUGCCUCAUGUUUAUUCGACACGCCAUCCAUUUUUCCCUUAAAAAAAAAGAAUGGCUGAACAAAUUUGGAGAGAAAUUGAUGAUUAUACAGAAGAGCUAUUUUUUGACCAAAACGAUGUCGUUCUUCAAAAAACAAUAGAGCUCAGUAACGAAGCUGGAUUACCUUCUCACAAUGUUUCUCCUACUCAGGGCAGAAUGCUUGCGAUGCUAGUUCAACUGAAAUCAGCUAAGCGAGUGUUAGAGAUUGGAACACUUGGUGGCUACAGUACAAUUUACUUUGGUCGCGCGCUGCUCUCUGUUACAUCAAACGACGCAAAGUUGAUUACACUGGAAAAGAAUCCCAAAUGUGCUGCUAUCGCCAAGGAGAAUAUUGAAAGGGCUGGGCUAAGUUCUAUCGUGGACAUCAAGAUUGGUGCUGCCAUAGACAGUCUUGAUGAACUAAUUUCAAAAAAUGAAGUAGCAUUUGAUUUGAUCUUCAUUGAUGCGGAUAAAAUUAACAAUACAGAAUACUACAAAAGAGCUAUGCAGUUGGCUAAGUCAGGAACACUUAUUGUUGCUGAUAACGUCAUAAGAGCCGGUGAAGUCUUGAACAAGUCUAGUCAAGAUCCCAAUGUUAAAGGUGUUCGUGCGUUCAAUAAUUAUGUUUCGAGAGAUGACCGUGUCUAUGCUACUGCUAUCCAAACUGUUGGUUGUAAAGGGUACGACGGUUUUGCAAUGAUACUAGUUAAAUAACCCUUAAAAUCCUGGAUGGUUUAUUUCAUAAACUAUAGAGUUUAUUCAUUAAAUAUAUUAUCCAGCCUUUGGCUCGUUUCCUUCUUGCUCUUCGAACUGAUCUGCCUGUGUAAUCACUCGAAGGACAGAUUUUUUACUCGUUUCUUGUAAUUCGCCUGCUAUUAAAAGCUCAUCCAAGAUGAAAUAUGCCUAUGAAAAUGCUUAAUACAUCAGUGAUAGCAAAAUAUGAGGACUAAAAGAUACCUUUUGAAAAUUGAAAAUUAAGUCAAGCUCACAAACCUACCAUCAAAUAUGCAAAUGAGCCAAGAGUUAAACACGAA